Molecule: messenger RNA, 2825 nt
Organism: Botrytis cinerea B05.10
Lineage: Eukaryota; Fungi; Ascomycota; Leotiomycetes; Helotiales; Sclerotiniaceae
Exons: 5
Coding region: 341-2554 (737 amino acids)
Molecular function (GO): protein binding
Source: RefSeq, a predicted model, not a curated record
GACCCGCCGACCCACCUGCAGCCCCCAUGAACUCUUUCCAAAAUACUUCAAUGUUCCAUCUCAUCGUCACCCGUGCAUGAUUUUUAUGUAUAUUGAGGUUGAAGGACCAUGAAGAGUCUAAUGUUAUCAAGUACAUCUUGACUUACCAUUUGAACUGUACACACCGUAAAAUACAAUUCACACAAUCGUCUUUGUCUCACCGAACAAAGGAAAUCUCCUUCUGGUUUGAUCUGUUUGUUCGCCAUUUUCUAUUCGUCUGGGGAGAUUGUGCACAUUCGCACAACAUCAACUCUUUUUAUCAACCAAUCUAGCAUGACCACAUAAGAUACCACCUCUUAUUAUGGCUCAGCCUUCUACACCCGGCGGUACACCCUACUCCAUCUUUGGCCCUGGCUCUUCUACUCCUACCCAUACCAAUCAACUUUCUGGAGGCCCUCCUACCACUCCAGGUGCCGCUCCUUCAAGCAAUACUUUCUUGAUGCCGAAUUCGCCCGUGAAGAACAGAUUGGGUAUGGAUGGGUAUAGGCCCAAGGUUACAAGAACUCUUGGUCAGCGCCCAGCUUGCCUUGUCAAUGCCUCUGUUACAUAUUGCGGCAACAAUCAGAUAUAUGCCUUUGGUGGUUUCGAUCAGUAUACCGACGAGGUGUACAACCAUGUUUUGAGGCUUGAUCUAGUUAGCCACCAAUGGAAUUUGGUAGACAACUAUGGCGACAUUCCCGGUGUGCGAAUGGGUCAUACCGCUACGCUCUAUCAAGGUGAGAAACUACUCAUAUUUGGUGGUGAAAACGAACAUCGUACAUACCUCUCUGAUCUCAUCAUUUUCGACCUGAAGACCGCACAUUGGACCCAACCAACUGUAUCUGGACCUAUACCAAAAGGAAGAGCUAGACAUGCUGCUGUUUUGCACGAGGACAAGCUAUUUAUCAUUGGUGGUAUCACCGGUCAUAAUAAUUAUGUGUUGGAUGAUAUUUGCUACCUGGACUUAAAAACUUUCACUUGGUCUCGAGCAUGGCGUUUCGUUGGUCGAUUUGACCACUCGGCAUAUUUAUGGGGAGAUAGAGUUUGGGUUUUUGGAGGUCUCAGCGAGGAUAUGGAUAAGAUUGGUGAUGUAUGGUGGUUGGACUUUAAGGGUAGCCCAGCAUUCGAAUCCGCACCUUCGUAUGGUUCCAUGGACAGGAAUGCAGCUCUCAGUCGUUCUCCUCGGCCUUCAUUUUCAAUGUCGCAGUCUGCCGUAGGCAGUUCAGGCUAUGCCGCAAAUUCAAGCAGCGCACAGGUCAAUCCACCUUCAUUUCAAUUGACUACUUCUCCUCCUCUUGCUCCUGGUACAAUUUCUUCGUUAAAAUUCGUAUCCGGUCCCAAUAUACCCGCCCAAGGCUCAGGCAUGCAUUUCCAUGUUUACACAUCCGGAACUCUUCUCGAUUUUGUCACCCCUGCAGCAACAAUAACACCACAAGAGUGUUCUUUAUCAUCUCUGGAAUUGGACACACUGCGUUGGCAAAAGCUUGCAGAAGGUCGAGAUAUUUUCAGAUCAGGUUAUAGAUGGCAUUACUGUACUUUGAAUGACGAAGGUACAAAGGCUUGGCUUCUUGGUUGUCCUACAGAUCCCACAGCAACAGAUCUAGGUCCAGGUGGUUUUGAAGAAUAUCUAAGUGAUAUAAUGGAGAUAGAUCUUCGACGAUAUGGUUUACUCGGCAACGGUUUAAAUCCUGAGCCUCGAGAAGAAACUUCGCGACUAUCAUCCUCUGGUAGAAUGAAGGUCGAAACCUCAAAAGGCCUUGGUAUGGAUUUGGCCAAAGUUUUCAAUCAAGCACCGGAAAGUGGUAGUGGGGCAGAUUUUAUCAUCACCGCAUCAAAAGAUGAUGAGUGGGAUGAGGAUGACUCAAGCUCCAGAGGUUCUAUCAGUCAGGUGCAACAAAACUGGUUGGCUCCUGAUGCACCAACGUCUCCUCCGAUCCAUGUUCACAAACUCAUUCUCCAAGCUCGAUGGCCCCACUUCGCACGUUUAUACAAUGCACAAAUGGCAGAAUAUCACACGAAGAGAAUGCACAUACCAGAACCCUAUCCAGUUGUCAAGGCAUUUUUAUACUAUCUGUAUACUGACAGUAUCCACCCAGACGACUGUGCAGAGUUAGAUGACGUUGCUGGGCUUUUGGUCAUGUCGAAUAUCUACAACAUUCCACAUCUUAGGUUGUUAUGUGUUAAUCGCUUAUCCAAGGAAUUGGAUGUCGAUCACGCAUGUGUUAUUUGGCAUUCCGCUGGGGUUGCUAAUGAAGAAUGGUUACGCAGACGUGCUGCUAGCUUUUGUCUGACGCAUUGGGGCAGAGUUGUUCGUACGCCAGGGUUCUUAAGAUUGCCACGCCAAGCCUUGGUUGAUUUAUCGCAGGAAAUCGAUAUGGAAGGUCGUGUUGUAGGAGGUGAAGAAUUAGAAUUUGUUGGGGGACUUGGUGGCUCUCGCUUUGGUGUAGGUGGUGUUCGAAAGACUAGUGUUAGUAGCACUCAUACACAAGGUGUAGGUUCCGAAAUUGAUGACAAUGAAGAAAUGGAAAUGAAUUAAUGAAACGAAUUGAUACGGUAUAAAUAAGAUUCAGAUUGGGUCCACAUGGUGGCUGGGCGUUGGCUACUUGCAAAUUUUGCAUCGGAAGUGUCUAAUAAGCAUGACAAGGAAGGAAAGGGAAGCAUUGUUAGGCGCCUGGAUCCUUGAUAUUACAUUUGGUAACUGUUAGUAGGGAAUAUAGAGAUACCAUGUUACGAUACAAAUAUUAUUAUGAACCAAAUGAUAUUUUUGAAUGUGCAGAGCCGGGUGAUAAUCAAGUGGCCUUGGUUCA